UUGGAACAGUUGUGAAUAUUCAGAACUUCUCGGGAGGUUACAUGUCCUUGCGUUGUUCAGCCAAAUCCUCACUUGUGUUGACCUCCACCGAGUAUAACGACCAAAAACAAUGUCGUUCAGGUAUUGGAGGACCGUCCCAGUCAAUAAUCCUGCUUUGAGGACUGCCAGGUAUAUUGCACUAGCCUGUGGAUUAAUUUAUGGUGUUAAAAGGAACAGAGAACUAACCGCUUAUGAAGCUGUGUACCAGGAGGAUCAAACUAGAAUUAAGAUGGCACUGAAAAAAAUAAACAAAGAUAUUGCCUGGCUCAAAUAUUAUGACGAGAUGAAUGAGUUGGCCUAUGAUUUAGGAGUACCUAACAGAGUGGUACAGGCAGACCGAGCUAAAGACCCUCAGUUUGCUCCGGAGGAGGAUUAACAUCGCAUCAUAGACUUUACACACUGUGUUAUUGAUUAGAUUUUCAGUAAAUUUUGAAAUUGUCCACAA
Magallana angulata is the source of this 484-nucleotide messenger RNA. RefSeq lists its product as uncharacterized. Lineage: Eukaryota; Metazoa; Mollusca; Bivalvia; Ostreida; Ostreidae. The record is from RefSeq and is a predicted model, not a curated record. Gene Ontology annotation, biological process: proton motive force-driven ATP synthesis. Gene Ontology annotation, molecular function: proton transmembrane transporter activity. The coding region runs from base 110 to 415 and encodes 101 amino acids. The transcript has 4 exons.